AUGGGUUCGAGAGAUGAAAAAGACACCACACCAAAAAUAUAUCUAUCUUUGGAAACGUUACACCAAUCUGUGUGUACUAAGCCGGAGCAUAUCCAACAUUCGGAACUACUCAGCGCUCAUGCGACUGCCAAGGGAAGGGAUUCUACAGCCGUGGGAGGUUUCUUCUUGCGAUGGCCUCAUAUCCAACCAUCAGAACUAUUGGAUCCAUUGACAACUCCAAGCGGGAAAUUAGCGGCCUUCUUUGUACACGUCGCGCAUGAGACAGGAAAAAAUGGAGAGCAAUCGAAGCCCUAUUGCGACCCAACAUAUUCAAAAUGGUUGUGUGCGGCCAACAAGCACUACUACGGCCGGGGACCGUUAAAGCUGACGUGGAACUACAACUAUGGUGUGGCCAGCCGCGCCAUAGGGUUCAAUUUACUAAAAAACCCCGAGCUCGUUGCCACAAAUGCCCUUGUAUCAAUCAAGGCUUCCAUAUGGUUUUGGAUGGAAAACUGCCACGGCCCUUUCAUAUCGGGCAAGGGCUUUGGUGCCACGAUCCGUGCUAUUAAUAGCACUGAAUGCGAUGGGAAGAGGACCACCCAAGUGAGCUCUCGAGUCAAGUACUACGAAGAUUAUUGUAAGCAGUUGCGGUGUUGA
Messenger RNA from Salvia splendens (bonfire salvia), 636 nucleotides. RefSeq names its product endochitinase 4-like. Bases 1 to 636 code for a protein of 211 amino acids. Lineage: Eukaryota; Viridiplantae; Streptophyta; Magnoliopsida; Lamiales; Lamiaceae. The record is from RefSeq and is a predicted model, not a curated record. Gene Ontology annotation, molecular function: chitinase activity. Gene Ontology annotation, biological process: chitin catabolic process; cell wall macromolecule catabolic process. The transcript has 2 exons.